Messenger RNA from Tetrahymena thermophila SB210, 1638 nucleotides. RefSeq names its product kinase domain protein. The record is from RefSeq and is a predicted model, not a curated record. The transcript has 5 exons. Lineage: Eukaryota; Ciliophora; Oligohymenophorea; Hymenostomatida; Tetrahymenidae. Gene Ontology annotation, molecular function: ATP binding; protein kinase activity. Gene Ontology annotation, biological process: protein phosphorylation.
AUGGCAUUUUAAAGAUGCUAUAUACAACAAAGUGCUUUCUUUUAAAUAAAGAAGUUUAAUUAAAGUAGUAUUGUAAUUGGCUAAAUUAUAUACCCUUAAACUCUACCGAUUUUUUGGAACUCUAAUGGAAUUUCGUCUGAAAAUAGUUUUUAGACUGUUUCAUAGGAAUUAGAGGUUAAUGGAGAUGAAAAUGAAAAUGAUGAAUUGGAAGAUAUUUUAACAAAUGGAAAUAACAGUUUUAUAGUGAAUACUCAAAAAAAUUCUUAUGUAAUUGAAGAUAAUUUAAUUACUAAAAUUUUACCUUAAACAAAUGUUUACUUAUUCUUAUAUAACCUUCAAUUUAAUGGUAAAUUUUAUGAUGAAAUAUAAGACAUUAGUGAGGAGGUUUAGAAAUAUGCAGAUUUUCCAAAAUUCAACUAUAACUUAUAAUAAAGAGAUUAAUAUAACAAAAUUAUGAGUUACAGAGAUCCAUUUUCUGAAAAUGAACAAAAAAUUGAAUAUGUUUAUUAGAUCAAAUUAAAAUAUGGAUAAUUUAUUUAAAAACUUUAUCAAUAAGAAAAUAAAACAAGUCUUUAUUUAACUUAUACUUCAAAUUUUGUUGUAAUAUCUUAAAUAAAUGAUGGAGACACAAUAUCAUUUAUUUUAUCAUUUGCUUUUAGUCUCUUGAUAUUUAGAAGAUCGAAAAAGAGAAAAGAAAUUAGAGCUCAAACUGAGGAUUUGAUAUAUAAAUAGGUUAUUUAAAUUUCUAGAUAGGAAUUUUAAAAGAAAUAUGAACUAAAUUAUAGAGAUUCUAUUGGAUGUGGUAGCUUUGGACAGGUCUAUAAAGUUAAAAAUAAAUAUAAACAAAUUAUAAAAAAUCCUGAUAUUUUACAAAACAUGCCAGAUUAUUACGCUUGCAAGCAAAUACAUAUAUCUUAAGAUGGAGAAAACUAGAGUUAAUAGAUUUUCCAUGAAAUCGAAGUGUUAGAAAAGCUAAAAAAAUAUGAAUAUGUAAUUAAAUUACAAAAUUAUAUUAUUGAAGAAAGGUCAGCAUAUCUUGUCUUAGAUCUAGCAGAGUCCACAUUAUAGGAUAAAAUAAAUGAAAAGUAGGCAAAUUCAGAAAAGUUUGAUGAGAGCGAAAUUGUGAAGUUUUUAUCCUAAAUAGGUAAAACUUUAGCAUUAAUAUACAUUGAAGAAGGGAUAGCUCAUAGAGAUAUUAAGCCUUCAAAUAUACUAAUUAAAGAUGACAAUUUUUACUUAUCUGAUUUCGGAUGUGCAGAAAUACUAUUUGAAUCGCAAGAAGCUAGAAACAAUUUAGUCAUGGGAACUUUAAAAUGGAUGUCACCUGAAUUAAAAGAAAUGAAGAAAAAUCAAGUAGUUGACUAUUUCAAAAGUGACAUAUUUAGUUUGGGAAUGUUAUUGCUUUAUAUGCUUACUCUUUCAGAUAUUUCUUCUGUAAACUCAGAUGAGUUUACUAAGAACCAAAAGAUAAGAAUCAUGAAAAAUUAUUGUAAAGGUAUUUCUAAUGAAAUAAUUUUACUUAUAAAAAGAAUGUUAGAAACAAACCCUGACAAUAGGCCUGAUGCAGCAAUAAUAAUUAAUGCAAUUUAAGAUAUAGAAAAUAACUUUAAAUAAAAAAAUUUAAGCAAAGAUUUAUGA